AUGUCCAGAUUGUUGCGCUCAAAAUGGAGCUGCUUGGGAGAUGAGUCAUACUCAGUUUUCUCCAGAAAUCUAACCUCCAGACGAAAACGGAUUGAAUACGACACGGUGCUGCAUCCUCGCGACUUCUGCAACUGGGACAAGCACGUCAGCAAAAAAUUGCCAUGUGUUUUUCGUGGAGCCGUAAAGGAAUCUGGAGCGUACAAACUGUGGACAGACAAGUAUCUGAGUGAGAAUUAUGGAGACAAUUUGGUUCUAUAUGAGAAAAGGAGUGAGGAUCGACAGAAGCUCGCAAAGAAAAUGCUAUUGAGGGAUUUUAUUAAAAAGUACAAAGUGAUUGACUUGGGGUAUAUGAAUCCUGAGCUGCUCAGAGCAAAUCUGAGAAUAGUUCUCAAUGAUGAAAAGGUGGUCACUCAAGAGAAGUUUAAUGACCUUGUUCUUACUGGAGCAGAAAUAGCCGUAUCUCCUCAAGAUGUAUUUGCUUUAUUGGAUAGACAUGGUCGAGGCUAUCUCACCGAAGAUGAUAUAAAUACUAUGCCUUCUGACUUGUUGAAGCAAUUUGCACGAGCUACUGAUCCACCACAUGGUGAGUAUGAGGAUGAAGAAGAGGAGAGUGAGGAUGAUUCUGUGAACGUGACUGGUCAAGAUGAUCACAGUGAACUUUGAUUCAUGCAAAGUCAUCUCAUCUAUGCUGUAUCAGUGAUUUAUUUUUUCUAAUUGGGCAAUAACCAAUCUGUAGUUUGUUUGUGGCUUUAAAAUACCAUGGUGUAGCACAUACUGUAUGUACAUGUAUAUAGCUGGUCAGUCAGACCAAUGGUAAAGAAUUUUGGCUCUAUACAGCAUAAGCAU
Molecule: messenger RNA, 846 nt
Organism: Corticium candelabrum
Lineage: Eukaryota; Metazoa; Porifera; Homoscleromorpha; Homosclerophorida; Plakinidae
Exons: 4
Coding region: 1-663 (220 amino acids)
Source: RefSeq, a predicted model, not a curated record